Messenger RNA from Vanessa atalanta (red admiral), 2382 nucleotides. Its product is annotated as NEDD8 ultimate buster 1. Lineage: Eukaryota; Metazoa; Arthropoda; Insecta; Lepidoptera; Nymphalidae. Gene Ontology annotation, molecular function: protein binding. The coding region runs from base 98 to 1912 and encodes 604 amino acids. The record is from RefSeq and is a predicted model, not a curated record. Gene Ontology annotation, biological process: regulation of ubiquitin-dependent protein catabolic process. The transcript has 14 exons.
UUGCGUUAAAACUCCCAUGACACUUGACAAAAAAGAAAAAUAAGGUUUAUGCAAAUCAUUGAAUUUGUGUAUCACCUAUUUUUUAAAUGUUAACACAAUGGACAGUCUCGAACACGAAGACUUGUUAAUAAAACUUCGAGCCAAACUAAAUGAAGAAAAAAUUAAGCUAUGGGAAUCGCCGUAUAUUUCGGAUAGCGACGAAAUUUCAGAGGCCUUAAAGGAACUGGCAAAUAAAUAUUCUACAGUACUAAAUGUAGACAAUGACAGUGUUCUUCAAGGAUUGCAUGAAUUGCAAAUACAUUCCGUUGAAAGAUCUAAAGCUAACGAAGAAUUCAAGGAGACGGGAUGUGCUACAUUAAGAGUAAAGGUGACAAGGGGGGGACAGAAGCCCGAGACAAUAAAAAUAUUAAAAAAAUUAAAUAUACAGGGAGAUGAACUCAUAAACUCGAUUGCAGAAUUGCUUAAAGUUGAUAAAAACAGGAUAAAGCUGAUUUACAAUGGCAAGAUGAUAACACACAGUUCCAGCCUAGAAACACAAGGAGUCAAAAAUGGAGCCCAACUCUUGGCUUUGGUAAUGACAGAAACCCUUGAGCAAAUACAAAAAGAAGAUAAAAUUUACAAUGAAAUGAAAUCUACGUUAGAUGAUGCAACCUUACUGACUGAUGAUGUCGGUGAUCUUGCAGAUGAUGAAGAGUAUAUGAAGUUAGAAGACCAAUCAGGGCAGACAGUAGAACUACCUCCAGCUGAGAGAAAGGCUCUUCUCAUAGGACUAGCGUUGCAUGAACGCGGACGAGCAGCUGCCCAGAACCAUGAUUACUCUCUAGCUUUGGUGCUACUUCUCGAAGCUGACAGACAAUUGAACGAGUGUAGAUCAUCAUUACUCAGCACAGUGGAUAACUGUGCCGUCUUGCAACUGGAUAUAGCCUGGUGUUACCUCUGCUUGCAGAGUCUGUCUUCUGCCAAUGACGCAGCAAAUCGACUAAUGAGGGCUGAGAAGGCAUUCAGAGCCUCAUAUGGGGAGGAUCAUCAGAGGCUGAUAGCCCUUAAAGGAACAAAUGCUAACGAACGAGUACUGUUCAUGCGGCUCUACUUGCUGCAAGGCAUCGUCGCUUAUCAUCAGAACAAACGAGAGGAAGCGAGGGCGCUAUUGGCGAAAGCCGAGACGGAGCUGAAUUAUUUGAAGGUGGACGAGGCGGCCGUGGGCGCGCUGACCGAGCUCGGCUGGAGCGACGCGCAGGCGCGGCGCGGCCUGCGGGCGGCGCGCGGGCCCGAGCGCGCGCACGCCUGGCUCGCCGAGCGCGCGCGCGAGCGCGACGACGCGCGCCGGCGCGACCUGAGGCGCAGGGAGGCGCAGACGGCGAGCGCGCGGGCGGCGGGCUCGGCGUCGCCGCGGCGGCUGCGCGCGCUGCAGGCCAUGGGCUACGGGCGCGCGCUGGCGGCCCGCGCGCUGCGCCGCGCCGGCGGCGACGUGGCCGACGCCGUGCGCCUCAUCCAGGACGCGCCGCACCUGCUAAGAGACGGUGAUGUAUCAGACUCAGAAGACUUGGAUACAGCGAGCUCUGAUGACUCCCUCGUGGAACCAGAUAACAAGCUGGUUGCUGAGUUAGAAGCCAUGGGUUACCCCCCUGAAGAAGCUCGUACUGCGCUGCGUCUGUCCCACAACCACAUCAAUAAGGCGGUGGACCUCCUCGUAGCGGGAUGCAGUAGUAUCUGCGAUACCGCCAAUCCGUCCACGAGUGACGGCGCGGCGAGGAAGAAGCUAAAAAAGGAGGCCAAGGAAAAGAGGAAAAAGGAACGCGAGCUGGCGCUCCGGCGGCUGAAGAGCGCCAUCCGCGCCGACGAGGACGACUACCUGAGCGCCUCGCUGGCCGAGGAGGAGCAGUUCCUGACGCAGUACAAGUCUCUCAUUUAAAUCUAUUUCGUUUAAACAAUAAGUACAUCAUUGUUUAUGUUUAAAAUUAGAUUAAUAAAUAGUACGAGUUGAGAUUAAUUCUCCUAUGUUCUCCAGGCCACCUGUAUAAUAACAGAACAUCGUAAUUUAUAGUAGUCAUGAGUAUGACUAUACUUAAAUGGCACUGGUAGUUAAAAAAAUCAGAGAACUACCUCUUUUUAUGUUAAAAGAAGCGAUUUGUACGUUAUUGUGACGCAAAACUUCGCCGGCUUUUAUGUUCAACAAUCUCGCGUUGGUAGAUGAGAGUAUUUUCGAGAGUGUGUGUUCUACUAUUAUGUAGUAUUUAUUAAUCUCAUGUUAUAAAGUUUAUUUAGUCAAACGUUAAACGUUUUAAAUUAGUGUAAAAAUAUAAAUAAUAUAUUUUAGGAUUUUGUUUUAAUACCAAAAUUGUGUAAUAAUGUAUGUCAUAAAAAUGACUUUUAUCGACCCCG